CCUGAUCGGUUAACCUUGGAGCAAAGAUGACUGCGGUCGCGUGCGUCCUCUCAGGUGGAGGGCUGCGGCUCGCAUAUAACCGAAGAGACAUAGCGACAGAAGAUUAUAAUAUUUGCAGUAUGUCAAACAUUUAGUUGGCGUCAGUGUGUUCGGGGCAAGAGAGGCAGUGCCCCAUCCGAUGCUGCAGAUGAGGCUAUUUUCGGGAUUGUGGAUCACGCUGGUCAAAAAUGAAUUCUGCCAAAUGGCUGCCACUCAGGAUGCGAAAGGCAAGGGCGAGGGCGGCGACCAGAACUUCGACUACAUGUUCAAGCUGCUGAUCAUCGGCAACAGCAGCGUGGGAAAGACGUCCUUCCUGUUCCGCUACGCCGACGACGCCUUCACCUCGGCCUUCGUCAGCACGGUGGGCAUCGACUUCAAGGUGAAGACGGUGUACAAAAACGACAAGCGGAUCAAGCUGCAGAUAUGGGACACAGCAGGCCAGGAGCGUUACAGGACCAUCACCACGGCCUAUUACCGCGGUGCCAUGGGCUUCAUCCUGAUGUAUGACAUCACCAACGAGGAAUCUUUUGGCGCCGUACAGGACUGGUCGACCCAGAUAAAAACAUACUCGUGGGAUAAUGCGCAAGUGGUUCUGGCCGGUAAUAAGUGUGAUAUGGAAGAGGAACGAGUGGUGUCGGUGGAUAGCGGCAGGCUGUUGGCGGAACAGCUGGGCUUUGAGUUCUUCGAGACCAGCGCCAAAGACAACAUCAACGUCAAGCAGACCUUCGAGCGCCUCGUGGACCUGAUUUGCGACAAGAUGUCCGACAGUUUGGACGGCGACCCGGCCGUCACAGCCGGAGCGCCCACCGCCAAACUGACAGACAGUGCUCCGCCGCUCCAGCAGCCCGCCUGCAACUGUUAGUUCGACUCCCCCGUAACGUGUUUUUUGUCGUCCCGGCGUCCCCGAACGCCUCUCCCCUCACCAUCUGGACCGUUUAGUGGUACACGUAGUUACUCAAAUGCUGUCGUACUAGCGCCUAACCUUCGUCUCCUUCUAACGCGAGCAAAUAAGAAGUGACAGGAUGUGCACUUAGAGACACUGUCAAUAACCUCCAUGUUUGUAGUCCACUUCAUUGUAAAGCAUCCAAACGAAACCUAAAACCUUAGUGAUUAUGUUGUGUAACUUUUAUUCAAAGGAGACAUAUUAUGCAAACGUUUUCACAAUCUUAAACAGUUCCCGGCUGCCUUAGUGAAUUAAUCUCAGACGUCCCUCUGUCAAAAUACACACAGAAAUACAGCACACUCUGCAUCACUGAAUACCGUAUUUAAUUUCAGUUUUGGGAAGGGCGGUCCUCUCUUAUUUAUGCCUUUCGUUACCGUCGUGAUGACCGGCGGUGAGCUGCGAUUCAGUGUUGCCGAUUUAUCAAAUUUCUUGCUACAAUUAGUGAAUUUUCAGACCCCUUUACGGACGAUGUCAAUCGACUGUUUUCGACUGACGUCACGCACCUUCAGGUUGAGAACGCGUUCGCCAUUUUGGUUUGGUGAAUUCAAGUAAACAAACCGUAACUAAGCAGGAGUAAUUUCAGAAAGGCGUACAAACGGGGCCGCACUGCUAUGUUAUCGGUUGCUCAAACGAAAGCGGGCGCUGUAAAGCGUCUUUCUUUCGACUGCUGGUUGCGAUCGAGAACCAGUAUGAGAAAAAAUGAGCAGUCAGCAACCAAACGGCAACAACUGUGGCUGUCUCGUAUUAACAGAGCCGAUCUAGCAGCCAAGUCAUUCCCUUAUGUCCGAGUUUGCUCAAAGUAUUUUGUUUUGGGUAAGUACUGGAUACCUUUGAGAAUUUCCCACCUACUUAGCAAAAACUAAGUUCUGUGAAGGAGAAGUAUUCUUUAGAGCCAAGGACCUACAUAAUACCCAUGUGUGAAUGCAAUGCAUGUCUCCAAAAUCUCCAUUUUCUGUUUUAUUAUCAUAAGUUUGCAAAAACUAGUUACUGCGCUGCUAUAUGUUUUUUGUGAGUUGAGUUAAAAAUGUAGCCGUGGAAGUGGAGAAAAAGGUGCGGUCCCGGUCGAACCUCUCUCGGUAACAAAAACGAAAAUAAUAAUCUACACCUCUUUCGUUGGUAUAAUCAACAUACUUUAACACAACGCUGACUGUAAUCACGUGGUACAUAUUUAAAUUGCAUUGUGCGGUACACUAACCUUAGCAGUGUGGAGACACAGGUUGCUUACCGCCGCAUGACGAACUCAGCCAUUGAUGAAUUGCUUGUAGGCCUCCAGGCCUUUGUAAUUCUUUACUUGGUCCACGGUAUAAGCGCUUGUCGAAAAAAGGAGAUAGUUGACGAUGUUCGGAUAGGUUACCGACGCCCACAGCUCGAAAUUCUUGCUCCAUUUGUGUUUCUCCAAGGCAUAUGGGUCGAUAUUGGCGAUCAAAGCGCGCUUCUUGUCGUAACGGUUUCCUGAAACGACAUGUAAUGAGCCCCGAUAACUUUCCAAAGUCUUUUUUAGCCAUCAUGCAUCACUUUUAACAGUCUUACGAACAUUUGUGUAAAACAGGCUGUAUGCAAAAGGCGCGUUAGUAGAGUGAACCCAUCCAACAUGGCCACGUGCCCUGGAUGUAGUCACGUGGUCGAAAACAGUCUAUUAAAAAAAACAACAACAAAAGCAGCUAGCAAAGUUUCAAGUGGAUUUUCACCUGUGAAGUGAGGACUUCAUCGACCUCAUGCUAAUUUCAACUCCAGAUUUUUACAUUUUAUUUUUAAGGCUAUCAUAAUGACCAGGGGCGGAGCUUGGCCAUUGCAACAGCUACUGAUAAUGGUGAAUAAUAACAAUGAAGAUUUGAUUGCAUUUUCUCUCACGGAGGCAGCACUCGACCGCCAAGCCUCGGAAUUCCACUUCCGUCGUCACUCUCAUUAAAGGUCAACGACGAAAUGGAACAUUCAAGUAUGCGCUAGUUACGAGAAGCUAACGUUGCUAAUGAUGUUAACGUCUUUCAAAAUGGGGUUUCAGUGAAAUCUCCAUAAUAUGUCCCCUUUAAAUAUUAGGCUGCCAAAUAGGACGCUCCUGGUGGAGCUGGUGUGGGUGUGUAAAUGAAUUUUCGGGGGAUUUUAAGAUGUUUAAAGAAAAAAAAAGUGGCCUUUUAGCAUCUCCACCACGGCCUCUGUGCUGUUUUUAUAUUUUUUUUUUCGCGUCGUCGUCCGGCGAGGCCGUUUUACACGAACUUUAGCAUGGCACUGAAAGAAAAAAAAAAAGUUUAAAAAGACAAGACGUGCGUCGGUGAUUUUUGAUCUCACAUAUGUGACACAGCACAGGAAUUAAGUGUACUCCAUAAACUCGCAUAGAUGGAGUGUUGAGGAAAAGUGACAGCCAUAAGUUUCCUUCGGGAGUCAGCACGCUAAUGGAGCAACAGCUCCGACUAGUGGGUGCAGAGGGCACUGCAAAAGCGAGCUGCAUCUCGCGCUCGAGCUCAUUUGAAUACCCUGAAGGCCUUUUUGGUUCUGUUGUAACACUUGCAAUCAAGAAAUAUUUGUGCCAAAAGAAAAAAAAAAGUAUUAAAAAAAACACUCUCCCUUUAGCUUCGUUUAUUUGUCGUGUAGCAAACGAAAUAACAGCAGGAAAAUGCAUGACCUUGAAAGUAGAUUUAUAUAUCCCAGUAUAAAUAAAAUAAAUGUGUAUAUACGAAUAUAUAUUAAUGCUAUGUUAACAAACUUCGAAGAAAAAAAAAAUGCACGCUCGCGGCGCCCGCCGUGACGCGCAAAUGGGCCAAUAAGUGCAAUAUUUUAUGACUUUAAAAAGCCUGUAAAUAGUCUCUCCGUCACUACGACUGCAGUGUGUGCGCGCGUCUGUGUUUGCCAUAUUGUUUAUGUAAACAUUUUUUUGUAAGAAAAAAAAAAGAGAUGGUGUCCCCGUUACAUGUCGAUUGUGUAAAACUGCAGUGUUGCCCAAAAAGGGAUCAACUUGUGUGUAUGUGUGUGUGUGCGUGUGAUAUUAUUUGCAUUUGAUGCCAUGACUAGUCAUGAAAAAAAAGAUAAAUAUUGAUCUUGAGUGAUUUGCAUAAUAGCGAGUGGAUAUGCGAGAAGGUUGUGAUUGAGAUGGGAACUAGGAAAUAAAAUCAA
Molecule: messenger RNA, 4090 nt
Organism: Syngnathoides biaculeatus (alligator pipefish)
Lineage: Eukaryota; Metazoa; Chordata; Actinopteri; Syngnathiformes; Syngnathidae
Gene: rab3c
Product: RAB3C, member RAS oncogene family
Exons: 5
Coding region: 179-901 (240 amino acids)
Biological process (GO): regulation of exocytosis; protein secretion; protein localization to plasma membrane
Cellular component (GO): plasma membrane; synaptic vesicle; endosome
Molecular function (GO): GTPase activity; GTP binding
Source: RefSeq, a predicted model, not a curated record